Adelges cooleyi (spruce gall adelgid) is the source of this 1222-nucleotide messenger RNA. Its product is annotated as alpha-tocopherol transfer protein-like. Gene Ontology annotation, cellular component: membrane. Gene Ontology annotation, molecular function: phosphatidylinositol bisphosphate binding. The record is from RefSeq and is a predicted model, not a curated record. The transcript has 6 exons. NCBI's taxonomy places the organism in Eukaryota, Metazoa, Arthropoda, Insecta, Hemiptera, Adelgidae. Bases 94 to 1023 code for a protein of 309 amino acids.
AUUUGUUGCACAGUCUUUUACCAUCCCUCGCCGAAUGUUGAUGAGUAAAAAUUGUUUUAACACUUUAAGUAUUACGAUAGCAUUUCAGUAACAAUGGAAACCAAAGCAUUAAUAUUACCAACACCUAGUGAAAUUGAUCAAAUUUACAGCGAUUUGGGUACGUCCGAAUCAAAAAUCGAAAUCGACGUGAAGACCAUCAAGGAGUGGAUGCGAAAACAACCUCACCUUCCAAAUCCAGAUGAUGAUGAAAGGAGAAUCAAACUAUAUCUGAUUAUGUGUAAGAACAGUUUGGAAAGAGCCAAAGAAGCAUUGGAUCGGUAUUACACUAUAAAAACUUCGGCUCCAGAAUUCUACGCUGCAAGGGAUCCGACUUCACCAGAAUUAACCCAAUCAAGAGAUUUGUCUAUGUUCAUACCAUUGCCAAAAUUGACACCCGAGGGCUACAGAAUAAGCGUCAAUAUCUUUAGAACCGAUGAUACUGAACAUUUAAGCUUUAGUGAUCAAGUUAAAAUGAGUUUUAUGUCUUUUGACCUCAGAUUGUCUAAGUUAGACAUUUAUACAAAGGAAAUAUUUGUAUUCGAUGUGAACAACAUGACUAUGAAUCACAUCGCUGGCGUUCUACCACAUCUCAAGCAUUACUUUUACUGUGCAUUCGCGGCUUAUCCAAUGCGCAUACACCAAGUGCACAUAAUUAAUAUGAAAACGUACGCGACUUCAUUGAUAACUUUUGCUAAGAGUUUAUUGAAAAAAAAAAUAACCGAAAGGAUUUUUAUUCACAAAUCCAGUGAAGACCUGAAAGAAUAUAUCGAUCCUAGUGUGCUUCCACUGAACUACGGAGGGACUUACCCAAAGACUGUAGAGGAAAUAUGUGAUGGAUGGACUGAGGAAUUGAUUAAGCACCGAGAGUGGUUUAUAGACCACUCUUCAAUUGUUGUAGAUGAAAAUAAACGAGCGAAAAAAUCCAGUAUUAAGACUUUGGAUAACACACUUGAUGGUUCAUUUAGAAAAUUAGAAGUAGAUUAGUUGGUAAUUAUUUGUAUUCAGUUGAUAAUUAGCUAAGUUUGCUAAGUGCAUUAAAUGGAAAGCAUAGCAAUAUUAGGUUUAUUUGGUGAUAUCUUUAAAAAGAGUUUUUGUGUAUUGUAUUUAAAAUUUGAAAAAUUAUCUAACUUAUUUAUAUAGUAAAAAUUGUUUUUAGAAUAUAAAUAAAACACUAUAAAAAAUA